This is a messenger RNA of Knipowitschia caucasica, 2166 nucleotides long. The record is from the annotation of a GenBank genome assembly. Lineage: Eukaryota; Metazoa; Chordata; Actinopteri; Gobiiformes; Gobiidae.
AUGGGGCAAGAGGAUCUGAUGAACACAGCCGAGGACGUGGCGGACCAGUUCCUGCGGGUCACGAAGCAGUAUCUGCCGCACGUGGCCCGGCUCUGCCUCAUCAGUACCUUCCUGGAGGACGGGAUCCGGAUGUGGUUCCAGUGGAAUGAGCAGCGGGACUACAUCGAGGCCACCUGGAGCUGCGGGUACUUCCUGGCCACGUGCUUUGUCCUGCUGAACCUUGUCGGGCAGCUCGGCGGCUGCGUCCUCAUCCUCAGUAGAAACUUUGUACAAUACGCCUGUUUUGGAUUAUUUGGGAUCAUUGCACUUCAGACCGUAGCUUACAGUAUUUUAUGGGACCUCAAGUUCUUGAUGAGGAACCUGGCCCUGGGCGGUGGGCUGCUGCUGCUGCUGGCAGAGUCUCGCUCUGAGGGGAAGAGCAUGUUUGCUGGAGUGCCGUCAAUGGGAGAGAGUUCCCCCAAACAGUACAUGCAGCUGGGGGGCCGCGUGCUGCUGGUGCUGAUGUUCAUGACGCUGCUGCACUUUGACUCCAACUUCUUCUCCAUCCUGCAGAACAUGGUCGGCACCGCCCUUAUCAUCCUGGUCGCCAUCGGCUUCAAAACCAAACUUGCCGCUUUGACACUUGUUAUUUGGCUCCUGGCGAUCAACGUCUACUUCAACGCCUUCUGGACCAUCCCCGCCUACAAACCCAUGCACGACUUCCUCAAGUACGACUUCUUUCAGACCACCUCAGUCAUCGGCGGGCUGCUGCUGGUGGUGGCACUAGGACCUGGGGGAGUCUCCAUGGACGAGAAGAAGAAGGAGUGGGAGGGCUCUACAGAUGACGUCACAUUUCAUUCAUAUAAACCGGUGAGAAGCGCUUUCAGCGCAGAGCACGUGGUGUGGCCCAGACUCGUAUCCAGCGGCAGACUAUCGUGGAGGCUCAUCAUGUCCAAAGGCUCAGUGGUCUUGGCCUACAGCGGGGGUUUGGACACGUCCUGUAUCCUGGUCUGGCUCAAAGAACAGGGCUAUGACGUCAUCGCAUAUUUGGCUGACAUUGGGCAGGAGGAGGACUUUGACGCAGCUCGGGAGAAGGCAAAGAAACUGGGAGCAACAAAGGUGUUCAUUGAGGACCUGCGCGAGGCCUUCGUGCAGGACUUCAUCUGGCCGGCGGUUCAGGCCAACGCCGUGUACGAGGACCGCUACCUGCUCGGCACCGCGGUCGCCCGACCGUGCAUCGCCCGCCGCCAGGUGGAGGUCGCUCGUAAGGAGGGCGCCCAAUAUGUCUCCCAUGGUGCAACUGGGAAGGGAAACGACCAGAUCCGGUUUGAACUGACCUGCUACGCUCUGUACCCGGAGGUCAAGAUCAUUGCUCCCUGGAGGAUCCCAGAGUUCUACAACCGCUUCAAGGGACGCACCGACCUGAUGGACUUCGCUCAGAAACAUGGUAUUCCUGUUCCUGUCACUCCGAAGGCGCCGUGGAGCAUGGACGCCAACCUGAUGCACAUAAGCUACGAGUCUGGGAUCCUGGAAAACCCAAAGAGUCACGCUCCCGCCGACCUUUACCUGAUGACCACCAACCCCCAGGACUCCCCGGACGCCCCCGACGUCCUGGAGAUAGAAUUCAAACACGGAGUUCCAGUCAAAGUGACGAACGUGAAAGAGGACGUUUCUAAGACUUCUUCUCUGGAAAUCUUCUCGUACCUGAAUGAGAUCGGGGCGAAGCACGGUGUGGGGAGGAUAGAUAUAGUAGAGAACCGCUUCAUUGGGAUGAAGUCCAGAGGGAUCUACGAGACCCCGGGAGGGACCAUCCUGCUGAGCGCUCACCUGGACAUGGAGACCUUCACCCUGGACAAAGAGGUCCGCAGGAUCAAGCAGGGACUGGGGGUCAAGUUCUCUGAGCUGGUCUACAACGGGUUUUGGUACAGCCCAGAGUGUGAGUUUGUGCGACACUGCAUCGCCAAGUCUCAGGAGAACGUGGAAGGAAAGGUGCAGCUGUCCGUGUUCAAGGGCCACGUCUACAUCCUGGGCCGCGAGUCUCCCACGUCCCUCUACAACGAGGAGCUGGUCAGUAUGGACGUUCAAGGAAACUAUGAUCCAUGCGACGCUUCAGGGUUCAUCAGAAUCAACGCCGUCAGGCUGAGGGAGCACCAUCGUCUCCAGGGUUUCUCAGGCAUCAAGAAGUAA